Molecule: messenger RNA, 1899 nt
Organism: Osmia bicornis bicornis
Lineage: Eukaryota; Metazoa; Arthropoda; Insecta; Hymenoptera; Megachilidae
Product: neurotrimin-like
Exons: 9
Coding region: 4-1278 (424 amino acids)
Cellular component (GO): neuron projection
Source: RefSeq, a predicted model, not a curated record
ACUAUGUUCCGGAUUCUCGCGAUCCCGGUUUUCUGCAUCGUGGCAUGGGUAUCCGCGCUGAACGAUCCGUUGUCAGUUGGUGUGUUUUCGAAAUUGAAUUUUCCGGAAAUGAAGACUGACGUAAAAAACUUCUUUCACGUACUUACAGAUUUACCCAGGUUCGGUAAACCGUUGAACAAUCUGACGGUCUCAGUGGGUCGUGAAGCCAUUUUCACCUGCAUCGUGGAAAAUCUUGGCCCGUACAAGGUAGCGUGGCUUCGUGUAGAUACGCAAACCAUUCUCACGAUUGCGAAUCACGUCAUUACAAAAAAUCAUCGAAUCGCCGUGACGCAUAGCGGUCAUCGUGCGUGGUCUCUUCAUAUCAGGGAUACCAAGGAAACGGACAGGGGAUGGUAUAUGUGCCAAGUCAACACUGAUCCAAUGUCCAGCAACACUGGCUUCCUGGAAGUAGUCGUACCCCCGGAUAUCCUGGACUACCCUACCAGCACGGACAUGGUGGUGCGAGAGGGGAGCAAUGUGACGUUACGAUGCGCUGCCACUGGUACCCCAGAGCCAACAGUCACGUGGCGUCGUGAAGCAGGGGGCACAAUCACCCUGUCAAACUGGCAAGAGGUUGGCCAGGGCCCGGAGUUGGAAAUAACCCGUGUGACACGUCUUCAUAUGGGACCGUAUCUCUGUGUAGCAUCGAACGGUGUCCCACCAGCAGUCAGCAAGCGAAUUGUUCUGAUCGUUCACUUUCAGCCCAUGGUUUGGAUCGAAAACCAGUUAGUAGGCGCUUACGAGGGCCAAAGACUUACCUUGGAAUGCCAUAGCGAAGCUUAUCCAAGACCGAUCACUUACUGGACAAGACCAACAAAUGAAACGAUUGCGAAUGAUAACAACUACGAAGUAGAAACAAUUCCAAAGGGAUAUGAGAUAACCAUGAGGUUAACCAUAAAAGCUGUGCGACCUCAGGACUUUGGAUCGUUUCGGUGCGUGGCAACCAACUCAUUAGGUGAAACGGACGGAAAAAUCAAGCUGUACAGAAUCGAUAGACCCCCGACGACGCGGCGGCCAAAUACGAGACGAGAUUCAAAGAAAUCUUGGAAGAUGGAUCACAGCUAUGAAAAGAAGACAGCUGGUAUGAAAGACGAGUCGAUGCUAAAAGGCCUCGAUAACGAUGACGAGCAGAUUGAUUUUCAAUCGGCUACAGCUUCGACGUUCCUUCAUCGACAUUUAUUUGCAAACCUCGGUAUCACUGUUGCCACAGCCAUUCUAGCAGGCGGAUUGUCAACGUAGACCCUCAUAGGAUAAUAAUCUCUUUUGGAACUGAUUAAUCCAUACUUGGACGAAUCUCCAGAAUGAUGGUAGAGACGAGUGCGAGUUCAAGUGGACCUCCUGGAUGUGGAAGAAUUUUCGAGAAACACGGAUAAAGCUAAUCUUACGAGGCAUAGAGGACCAGCUAGCUAGUCUUUUCCUGUGAAUGUAAAAUGUCCAGAAAGCGUACGAAAAAGUUCACGAUUCUGUGGUGUCGUUCAGCAUCAAGACUCGUGUAUUGAUAAAUGACAGAUAACUUAAAUAAAUAUAGUGGUGGCGUGUGUUCUUCUUUGAAGAAUUUUAUUUAUAAUACUAUUAACACUUUCGCGGACGCUGAACAGGAGUGACGGCUCAAUUCUGAACUGAUCUUGAGCGGCCUCAUGUGAAUAAAUUGAGAAACCCCGGACGAUCCUUGUCUCUCCAUGUACGGAAGACAAGGAAAGCGCAUAGCCAAGCAACCAUGUUGACAUAAAGCUGUUCAAGCGAUUUCAUAGUCGUAGUAUGUACUAUUGGAUACAAGAAGGGCUUCUGAGUGCUCAGGCUCUUUUUUACAAUUAGUAAAAUGCUUAAGGGGGUAGACUAGGGUAAUGCAGCGAGGUGACA